Molecule: messenger RNA, 807 nt
Organism: Drosophila subpulchrella
Lineage: Eukaryota; Metazoa; Arthropoda; Insecta; Diptera; Drosophilidae
Product: probable chitinase 10
Exons: 3
Coding region: 1-807 (268 amino acids)
Cellular component (GO): extracellular region
Molecular function (GO): chitin binding
Source: RefSeq, a predicted model, not a curated record
AUGCACCGCCUGACCCUUUUGGCCCUGGUUGCUCUGAUUGGAGGCUGUAGAGCUGCGGAUGGGGAUGUGAAUAUCUGCUCCGAUGUGGUCAGCAAUCUCUUUCUUCCCCACGUGAGCAACUGCAGCAAGUACUACCUGUGCAUGAGUGAGGUGGCUGUGCCCCGAGAAUGCCCUGCUGGCUACUACUUUGAUGCCCGGGAUCAGCAAUGUGUCCCUGUGAUGGAGGCCAAGUGUGUACCCUCCUGCAAGACCAGGGGACUGGAAUCCUUCUGCUACGAUCGCACCUGCACCAAGUACGUCCUCUGCUUCGAUGGCACUCCCGUGAUCCGCCAGUGCUCCAUUGGACUCCAGUACAAUGCCCAGACCGAUCGCUGUGACUUUCCCCAGUAUGUGGACUGUGUGGACAACCUGUGCAUCCGGGAGAACAACCCGAAUGAUAUCGUUUUCAUAGCCAGCAAGGCUCGCUGCGAUAAGUACUUCAUCUGCAACGAUGGUCUUCCAAAUGUUAUGACUUGUGCAAAUGGUCUACAGUACAACCCGAGCACCCAGAGUUGCGACUUCCCUUCGAAAGUCAACUGCACGAUCGAAGCCUUGCAGAGGAAUAUUCUGCCCUUUGCCCGAGCUCCUCCUCGUAGUGCCGACAUCAAGUGUCCUUCGGAGGGCGCCCAUUUUAUUGGCCACCAGAAGCGCCAGGAUGCCUACUAUUACUGCCUGAAUGGAAAGGGAGUCAUCUUGGACUGCACACCUGGUCUGGUCUUCGAUGCCAAGCGAGGGGAGUGCCGGGAACCACAGUUCGUAGGCGCUUAG